CUAGUCCCGAUCUAAUCAAAAUGAGCUUUUGGGUGCUGCAUAAACCCUAAACCCACCCUAUCCCUAAACUUAAUCUGCUGAAUUCUCACGUUUUCUGGUUUAGAAGGUAAAUUUUUUUCUUCUUUUUCUCUCAUGUUUUUUUAUGCUCGAGGGUUCAAACAGUGUUAGCCUCCUCACCGUAGCCACCACCGAGCAGUCCUCAGCCCACCGUUGCAGGCGCCAACGAGAGAUAUAACUGGAGUGAUGAGAAACCUUGAAGAGGAUGAGAAUGGCGUGGAGGAAGAAGAAUUUCAGAAGAAAGAGAAGAGAAAGGGAAAGCACGAUAAACCGAAGCCAUGGGAUGAUGACCCUAACAUUGACCACUGGAAGGUGGAGAAGUUCGACCCUUCUUGGAACGAAGGUGGCAUGCUCGAAGUCAGUUCUUUCUCCACCCUCUUCCCUCAAUACCGCGAAAAGUAUCUCCAAGAAGCAUGGCCUACUGUCAAAUCUGCUCUCAAACAAUAUGGCAUCGCUUGCGAACUGAACCUUGUCGAGGGUUCCAUGACAGUUUCAACCACCAGAAAGACUAGAGAUCCCUAUAUUAUCAUCAAAGCUAGGGAUCUCAUCAGGCUUCUCUCAAGAAGUGUUUCUGCUCCUCAGGCCAUAAAAAUACUUGACGAUGAAAUGCAAUGUGAUAUCAUUAAAAUCAGUGGCUUGGUUCGCAAUAAGGAGCGAUUUGUAAAAAGGAGACAACAUCUUGUGGGUCCCAACUCUGCCACCCUAAAAGCUCUUGAAAUACUCACUGGCUGCUACAUUCUCGUCCAGGGAAACACAGUUGCUGCUAUGGGUUCGUUCAAAGGUUUGAAACAAAUCAGAAGGAUUGUUGAAGAAUGCAUGCUGAAUAAAAUGCAUCCUGUAUACAACAUUAAGAUUCUUAUGAUGAAGAAAGAACUUGAAAAGAACCCGGAACUUGCCCAGGAAAACUGGGAUAGGUUCCUUCCAAAAUUCAAGAAGAAAAACGUUAAGCAAAAGAAGUUUAACUCUAAACAGAAGAAAGCAUACACACCAUUCCCUCCACCACAACAGCCCAGCAAGAUUGAUAUACAAUUAGAAACUGGAGAAUACUUUUUAAGUAACAAGAGAAAAUCGGCAAAGAUAUGGCAAGAGAAGCGGGAGAAACAGGCUGAAAAAACUGCUGAAAACAAAAGGAAACGAGAAGAGGCCUUCAUCCCUCCCAAGGAGCCUGUAAACCCGGUGAAUAAAUCAGAGGAUGCUAACAAUAACGUAGCUGACAUUACAAAGUCCUUAAAGAAAAAAACAGAGAAGCUUGGGAAGCGAAAAUCUGAAGAAAAUCUAAAUGCGGAGACAUAUAUUAUGGGAUCCUCAGAACACGCAUCAGGAAAGAAAUCCAAGAAGCAAAGGUCUUCGGCGUAAUCUUCAUUUUGAAUUUUAUAUAUUUUUUAUUUUUAUUUAAAUAUUGUAUUUAAAUUAAUUUUAGUUUAAAUUGUUGUAUGUUUUUGUUUACUUUAUCUAACUAUUUUAUGCUCCCUAAAACCUAUGCUCAAUGAUUCACAACCAACAUAUUUUGGUUUGUUUGGUGACCAA
Molecule: messenger RNA, 1584 nt
Organism: Vigna radiata var. radiata (mung bean)
Lineage: Eukaryota; Viridiplantae; Streptophyta; Magnoliopsida; Fabales; Fabaceae
Product: KRR1 small subunit processome component
Exons: 12
Coding region: 244-1413 (389 amino acids)
Cellular component (GO): small-subunit processome; nucleolus
Molecular function (GO): RNA binding
Source: RefSeq, a predicted model, not a curated record